UAUUUUUACUUCUAUCAGAAAUUCAAUCGAACUCGACUCAAAUUUUCCAAACCGAUUUUGAAUUCUUUUCGAAUUAAUCUGGAGCAAGUCGCGAGUACCUUUUCACCUCUAAUUUUAACCAACCCAUCUUACUUUGUGGUUUUCGGCGGCCAUAAUUUAUGGCUCGUACGGUGCUAGACCACAGAGACAGAGCAUCCCAAACUUAAAUACUUGUACCGACAAUUAUUCCUACACAUAUAUCUUGUUCAAAUCCCAAGAAUUCAUCUAGAAGCAAAAAUAAUGGAUAUGGUAGAAGCAUACAAGCCAGUAAUAACUAUGAUUUUCGUACAAUCUGUAUAUGCAGCGCUCAAUCUCUUCAGUAAAGCUGUGUUCUUACAAGGACUGAGUCCAAAGGUGUUUGUUGUUUACAAGCAUGCAAUUGCAACUUUGCUCAUGGCUUCUCUCUCGUUUCUUUCAGCAAGGAGAAGUUCUUCUUUGGGAUUGAAGGGUUUUUCUUGGAUUUUUCUUGCCUCUCUUUUUGGGAUAGCAGUGUACCAAAAUGCCUAUUUUGAAGGACUAAAUCUGGCCUCUCCUACUGCAGCUGGUGCAAUUCCUAAUAUAACCCCUGCCAUCACAUUCCUUUUGUCAGCCAUAUUAAGGCUGGAGAAAGUAAAUAUCAGAAGCUUAAGAAGUAUAGCGAAGAUUAGUGGUACAAUCUUGUGUAUAAGUGGAGCCAUUUGCAUGGCUUUACUCAAAGGCCCUGAACUGUUAAAUUCAGAAUUACUGUUAAUCAAUCCUGAAGGUAGCAAUUGGGUGUUGGGAUGCCUACUUCUCACUGGAGGCUGUUGUUUCUGGUCGCUUUGGCUUAUUAUUCAAGUCCCGAUUUCAGUCAUCUGUCAUGAUCACUUGUAUUCAACUGCCUGGAUGUGUUUUUUGGGUACAAUAGAAUGUGCAGCAUUUACUCUUUUUGUGGAGAAAGAUGCUGCAGUUUGGAAUUUGAAUUCAUAUCUUGAAAUGGGUGUUUGUUUAUUUGGGGGAGUAGCAGUGGCUGUGUCAUUUUUCCUUCAAACAUGGUGCAUUUCUAAAAGAGGGCCUCUCUUUUCUGCAAUGUUCAAUCCUUUGUGCACUGUUAUAGUAGCAAUAUCAUCUGCUAUAUUUCUUCAUGAGCAGACAUAUUUGGGGAGCUUGAUUGGUGCAUUAGCUGUGAUAAUUGGUUUAUAUGUUGUGCUAUGGGGUAAAGCGAAAGACCAUGAAGAAAUUCAGAAGAAUAUGCUUGUGAAGCAACAAAAUGAUGAGUCGAGAAUCGUACGAGCGAUUGUCGAUGAUUCUCUACAAAAGAAGAAGAAUCAUAAUGCCGAAUUGGAAGAACUACUUCUUUCAUAGAACUCAUGUUGAUCAAGAAUGUAAUACCAUCCCUUAAGUGUAAUUAAGAAUACAAUAAAACAUACCACACAAUGUUCUUCUAGAUAAAAAAGGAAAAGAAAUAUGUUUUGAAAAAAAUGUUAUUCAUGAGAUUUUUAUUUUGGCCAAA
This is a messenger RNA of Mercurialis annua (annual mercury), 1510 nucleotides long. RefSeq names its product WAT1-related protein At4g30420-like. The record is from RefSeq and is a predicted model, not a curated record. The coding region runs from base 280 to 1362 and encodes 360 amino acids. Lineage: Eukaryota; Viridiplantae; Streptophyta; Magnoliopsida; Malpighiales; Euphorbiaceae. The transcript is spliced from 7 exons. Gene Ontology annotation, cellular component: plasma membrane. Gene Ontology annotation, molecular function: transmembrane transporter activity.